CUCGAUAACAAACAUAGUGCUCGAUAAUGAUAACUGUUGGCAAGGAAGAUGUGCUCAUUUUUGUUGUCCAAUCUAGUGUUCUUAAUCAAAAUGCCGCGAAUUUGUUGGCAGCUUUCUAAUUGGUAGCAGUGAUUCAAAUAUACAAAUAGUCGUUAUGAAGCUUACGGACCUAAACGUUGACUGCUUGCUGGGAGUGUUUAAAUACUGCCCCGAACGAGAUCUAGUCAAUUUGUGCAAGGCUAACAACUAUCUAGGCAGCGUCAUUGAGCAGUAUGUGUUCUAUGCCAUGACAAUGGAUUCGCUCUUGUGCGGCCACAGGAAUCGGCCACGUGUAGAGAGGAGGAAUCAAUCACAAAUGACUUACUUUGAACGUCUGCAGGUGGCGAGAAAUUGGCUGAGUGGCAUUUACUUGGAACGACACUAUUUCCAUCAUGUCCAAAUGUUCCCCUCCAAACUCUGCGUUCACGCUGAUGCUCUGUACAUAACGCAUGCCAAUUACUUACGCAAAUAUCUGCGAACGGGCCCAGAGUCACUGCAGCGUCGCUACGCCGAGGAGAUCAGCACCCCAACGAUAUCGGAUAUAUCGGAUUUUGUGAUGAAACAGAACACAAUAUUCGCCGGACGAGUAAAUGGCUCUUGUUUUGUGCGAGACGGCGAUGGCAUCACCGAGGAAACAUUGCACCACGCCAAGGAAUACCUCUUCUGUGUUGACUUUGUGGACGAUGUUUAUGCCAGCAGCACCGACACGUGUUGUAAGCUGUGGAAACGUUCGCAGGAGUUUGGCUUGUCGCACUUUGAUUUAUUCAUGAAUCUGCAACGCUCAUUCAAGUGCAUGAAACUCAGUGACGAUGGUCAGUGGCUCUUUGGUGGUCUUUACACAGAUGCGGGCAGAAGAGCGCUUCGAGGAAUUCACACAGAAAGUGGUGAGGAGCAAGUUUUCAAUUCAAACACCAUCUCUAUCUACGAUCUCAAAAUGAAAGACGAUCAAGUUUUAUUCACUGCCAACUUUGAUACCACGUUUCGCAUCUUUGAUCGACGCAUCGAUCGAGACGUCUGCAUUUGGGAAGAUCCAUUUGACUCAUCGUUCUAUUGCCUCGAGUAUGAUGGUCUCUAUGCCGUGCUGUGCGGUGCCAAAUACCACAGUCGUGUUAAUUUAUAUGACAUUCGUGUGCCGGGGAAAUACAUUCAAUUGUACUUUCCAGGACGAACGCGUCAACAUCAUAGAAGCUCACCUGUAUAUAGUCUCGCAUGUGACAGUCAAUAUAUGUUCGUUGCCACUGAUCACAAUUUGCGGGUUUUUGAUUUUAGAACAAAUUUUGGUAUUAAACGAGAUUAUAGCGAUUGGCAACCAACAAAUUGAUUGUAUAGCAACUUGUUUGUUUCUUUCCACAAUAAAAUCUGUGAUUUGUUUGCCAAGCUACGGUCUAUUAUGUAUAAUUAUAGUCUGUUAAACAUUAAAAUUCCAUAUGUAUGAUAGUAUAUUUAUUUAUUUGAAUUCAAUCGAAGGGUUUUCGAUAAACAAAUUGCAUUGAGCUGCUUAAUAGUAGAAAUGGUUGACAAGGUAAAAUCUUACAUGAAUAGACCACAAACUUAUACUAAACAAAGAGGCCUUAAAAAUCCACUGAAAACAAAAUGUUUCACACGCCGAAUGUGAAUGGUAAAAACUUAGAUGUACUCUUGUUGUUGUUAGUAUUGUUAUUUUCCAUAGAUUCUCUGAUAAUCGUAUAUACGUAGUAUGUAGUUCGAUAGAAGACAAAUGAAUAUCGGACAAUCACGCGGCCUUUUGGUGUAUUCAAGUAUUAGUAAUACUAUCGUAAUAUUUUUAGUUGCAGAAAACAAAACUUAUGUUUAGACCAGAAUCCUCCAAUAAUAACAAUUGAAAUGUGUGCAGACAUUUGGCAUCAAGUUUGAUUGCAAGUAAGUGCAGUGUAUAUAUAGUAAGUAGUACAUAAGAACAAGCCCUAAUUUGUUGUUGUUUUGUUGCGUUUUAACAGGCACUUUAUCGAUUUGAUGUGUGUUUUAAUUUCAUACAUUUACAAUUUGUGCAUCCUCUACAAGUGUA
Messenger RNA from Drosophila sulfurigaster albostrigata, 2062 nucleotides. Its product is annotated as F-box/WD repeat-containing protein 4. Gene Ontology annotation, cellular component: SCF ubiquitin ligase complex. The record is from RefSeq and is a predicted model, not a curated record. Gene Ontology annotation, biological process: SCF-dependent proteasomal ubiquitin-dependent protein catabolic process. NCBI's taxonomy places the organism in Eukaryota, Metazoa, Arthropoda, Insecta, Diptera, Drosophilidae. Bases 155 to 1360 code for a protein of 401 amino acids. The transcript has 3 exons. Gene Ontology annotation, molecular function: protein binding.